AUGUCAACAGGUAUAAUAUCAGCUACCUCUGUAUCCGGUGAUAAACCAUUCCAAGAUGUAUUGGUGCCAGUCACUGUACAAUCCAAUGGCUCACUAAGUACCAUCCUAGAGAAUAUACCAUUGAAUAAGACACAUCGAAGGAGGAGUGCCAAUCUUAGCAAAGAUACCCUAUAUUGCUACAAGUGCAAGACGAGGAAGACACCUGAAUGGAGGAAGGGUCCGGAUGGUCCUGCCACGUUGUGUAAUGCAUGUGGCCUAUCAUUCGCCAAGAAGCUAAAGGUUGAGAAGCAUAGAUUGAGGAACUUUGCAAUGCUCCAGAAGUCGCAGUCAUCAAGUGCACAACAACAUCCAAAGACCAACUUUGUCAAUGAGAGCAUCACCGAGAACAAUACAAUGUUCACAUCUAUGCAUAUACCAUCAAUGUCCUACUUGAACUCUGAAGGUGAAUUCAAUCAGAGCUACCAAGUUGUUGAUGAUACGUCAUAUCCCAAUCCUCUGGCUUCCACGACCCUCAUCCAUCCUCCGUCCUCAUCUUCCCUCUCGGAUACCAAGCAAGGACAGUCAGCGACCAAGAAGGCCAAGAAGAAGAGCUCCAAGACCCAUACAUUCCAUCAGUACAACCAUUCCAACAACAAUGUCAACAGCGCCAAUGAUACCAACUCUAUUGAUCCGUUUACAUCCACUCCUUCGAGGCCAUCAUUCAAAGAUCCCUUCAACAACCCCAACAGACAGCCGCAACAUGUCCCUCAAUAUACUCCACUCAAUGCAUCUGAUGACUACACUCAGAGGAGGAAGCUUCCAAGCAUACUGCUCAGUCCAACAUUGAUGUCGUCCAACUUGAACGAACUGGUGUAUGCCUCCACAGAGUUUGCCAACCUUAACUCGAGCUGUUCCACUAGUUCGGACUACGAUCCAAGGUGCGCAAUCUCUCAAUCUGUGCCAAACAUCAUCUACCAUCCCGAUACUACACAGACACCAUCAAACAAGUAUCAUUCCAACAUAGUUGAUCUCAGUGGUGGUGGUGGAAAUGAAGUUGGCUAUCACUACAACUCAAUGCCAUUCUCUGGUGGACCGAUCAAUGAGAAUGAGCAUCAUCAAUCAUAUAUCUCCGAUCAGCAACAACAGAACCUUCCUCCAAUGGUCCACCAUGAUCACUUGAGCUAUUCAGACUCCAACAUCCAUAUGGUCAGCAAACAAGGAUACAACAACAUCUCCGGUGACCAGGACUACUCCUCCCAUAUGCAUCAACAGACCAACCAGAUGUGCGAGCUCAUUGACCAGUCUCAUCAUCAACCAGUUGACAUCAACACAGACUAUUGGGUACCUUCAUACCACACCUCUGCACCAGUCUUAGACCACCAACAGCACCAUUAUCAACAACAACAACAACAUCAACAUCAACAACAACAACUGCAACAUCAACAACAUCAACAUUUUAACCAAUUGGCUGCAUACCUUCCAAGCUUCGUUGUGGAUAGCGCACUUGAUCAUUAUCCAACACAGUCACCAAUCCAUGUAUCUCCAAUAAUGCAAGGUGCCAGUAUGUGA
Acytostelium subglobosum LB1 is the source of this 1548-nucleotide messenger RNA. RefSeq lists its product as hypothetical. NCBI's taxonomy places the organism in Eukaryota, Evosea, Eumycetozoa, Acytosteliales, Acytosteliaceae. Bases 1 to 1548 code for a protein of 515 amino acids. The transcript has 3 exons. The record is from RefSeq and is a predicted model, not a curated record. Gene Ontology annotation, molecular function: sequence-specific DNA binding; zinc ion binding. Gene Ontology annotation, biological process: regulation of DNA-templated transcription.